AUGUUGUCCACGGCUCAACAGAUGCUGCAGGAUAGCCGCUCCAAGAUCGAGCUGAUCCGAAUGCAGAUUAUCAAAGUCGCUCAGGCGGGCAGCAGCGGCGGCGGCGGCGGCGGCGGCGACGGGGGAGAUGAUUGUGGUGGCAACCAUGACGGCUCUGCUACACAUGGAGGGAUCUCUCCGCUCGCCGCCGGCCCCAUAGACGCUCGUUUGGCCGAGCUGCAGCACUACAUGCAGAGAGAGACGGACGUGUUGCUGCUGGCCAAAGACGUGGUGAAACAACUGGAGGGAAUCUCGUCUCUGGACCAGAAAGCACUGGCCGAGGCUCAGUCCCGGGUGCAGGAGUCGUCCCAGAAGCUGGAUCUUCUGCGGCUCUCUCUGGAGAAAUGCCUGAAAGAAAAGAGCCAGGAGUCUUUACAGCCGCCUGCAGGGGGCGUCGAUCCUUCAAACACUCCUCCGUCGCCCCAGAACUCCAGACCUGUGUGUCCCCUGUCCCCCUCUCCGUCCAUCUUCUCCAUCAGACCCGCCUCCCUGACAGGUAAACUUGAAGUCCGGCUCAUUGGAUGUGAGGAUUUACUAAAACCUCCGACAGUCUCUGAGAAGGAGAACCACCCGAGUCCAGACGAGGACGUUUCCCCGGCUGCUCAGACGACAGACGCAGAAUCAGCAGCCGAGAUCAGCGCGGUGCUCAGACUCGACACCAGGGUGGUCGGUUGGUCACGCUGGGCUGCCGCCGACAGGCUGAGCUGGGAUCAGUGGUUCUGCAUCCAGCUGGAGCGGUCUCGAGAGCUGGAGGUCGGAGUCUUCUGGGGCGAUCGGAGGACGAUAUGCGGUGUCAAGUUCCUGCGUCUGGAGGAGCUGAUGGAGAACCAAAACCUGAACCACAAGUUCAGACUGGAGCCGCAGGGCGUCCUUCAUGCUGAGCUACGAUUCAUCGACACGGUCGUAGAGCGGCAGCCGAAGCUGAGACGUCAGCGAUGCAUCUUCACUAAAGAGAGAGGGAAAAACUUCCUCAGAGCGGCUCAGAUGAACAUGAACUUGGCCACGUGGGGUCACCUGAUGAUGAACAUCCUGCCUCGAUACAGCUCCUUCACCACGUUCAGCUCGUCUCUCUCUCCGACCCCCGACGCCAUGACCAACAACGCCUCACGCCCCCCCGAGAAGGAGCCUCACACCACGACUGCACUGCCAAGUGAAGCUCCAGCGAUCAGAAUCAGCCUCGAUGAAGAUCAGACGUCUCCCUCCGGCCUCGAUCGGAAAGACGAUGCCUCCACUAUCAUCACCACCGCUGAACACAAAACCUCACCUGUGCCUGCCUCACAAGGGAAACAGUCGUCCAUUAACGGUACAGAAGAAAGUGAGGAUCAAUCCGUUUCUGCUCUAAAGAUGCAGAUGGAAGAUUACCGAUACAUUUCCGUCCUGGGUCGAGGACACUUUGGGAAGGUUCUGCUGGCCGAGUUCAAGAAGACGGGGAAACUGUACGCCAUCAAAGCCUUGAAGAAAAAAGACAUCGUGACUCGGGAUGAAGUGGACAGCCUCAUGAGUGAGAAGAGGAUUUUUGAGAUGAUCAACGCGUCCAGACAUCCGUUCCUGGUGAACCUUCACGGCUGCUUUCAGACCAGCGACCACGUCUGCUUCGUCAUGGAGUACUUACCGGGCGGAGACCUCAUGAUCCACAUCCACAACGACGUCUUCUCCGAGGCCCAGACCAGGUUUUAUUCAGCGUGUGUCGUUCUUGGUUUGGAGUUCCUGCACCUGAAUAAAAUCAUCUACAGAGAUCUGAAGCUUGACAACCUGCUGAUGGACGCAGACGGAUUCAUUAAAAUCACCGACUUCGGACUUUGUAAAGAAGGGAUGGGUCACGGGGACCGGACCUCCACCUUCUGUGGGACUCCUGAGUUUUUGGCUCCGGAGGUUCUGACGGACGACAACUACACGCGAGCGGUGGACUGGUGGGGGAUGGGCGUCCUCAUCUUCGAGAUGCUCGUGGGAGAGUCUCCGUUCCCGGGCGAGGACGAGGAGGAGGUGUUCGACAGCAUCGUUAAUGAUGACGUACAGUAUCCAGCGUCUCUUCCUCCUGAUGUCGUCUGCAUCGUCCAGAAGCUCCUGAAGAAAAAUCCUCUGAAAAGACUCGGAGCUGGAGAGAGGGAUGCAAACGAAGUCAAAGGAGACGAAUACUUUGAGACCAUCGACUGGGAAGCUCUCCUGGCCAAGACACUAAAACCUCCGUUCCUGCCGGCGAUCAAAGAGUCGAUGGACGUCAGUAACUUUGACAGCGACUUCACCCGACUGCAGCCGAUCCUGUCGCCGCCGUCCAAACCGUUCAUCCUCUCUGCAGAGCAGCAGGAAGCCUUCGCAGACUUCGACUUCUGCGCCCUGCAUGGGUGAACGAGGAGCAGGAAAGACCAGGGUGGGAAACAAAACAGGCAAACAUACUUUUGUUUUGUAUCUGGGACGUUUGACAGCGUCAGAGGUAAACAUCCAUCAUUAUUUUGUAAUCAACCACCACACACAUUCACAGGAGUUUUGAUGCUGCAGGAAGAAUACAAAUUAAUUUACAAAAAUUAAAUUCAAGUUUUCAACCAUCCAUCCAUCAUCUGUACCGCUUUAUCCUGUUCGGAGUCACCGGGGGGCUGGAGACAAUUCCAGCUGUCAUUGGGUGAGAGGCGGGGUUACACCGUGGACUGGUGGCCUGUCAAUCACAGGGCUGACAUAUA
Labrus bergylta (ballan wrasse) is the source of this 2714-nucleotide messenger RNA. The record is from RefSeq and is a predicted model, not a curated record. Lineage: Eukaryota; Metazoa; Chordata; Actinopteri; Labriformes; Labridae.